Messenger RNA from Aspergillus bombycis, 2235 nucleotides. Its product is annotated as thiolase family protein. Bases 1 to 2235 code for a protein of 744 amino acids. The record is from RefSeq and is a predicted model, not a curated record. Gene Ontology annotation, cellular component: peroxisome. Gene Ontology annotation, biological process: phenylacetate catabolic process; fatty acid beta-oxidation. NCBI's taxonomy places the organism in Eukaryota, Fungi, Ascomycota, Eurotiomycetes, Eurotiales, Aspergillaceae. Gene Ontology annotation, molecular function: acetyl-CoA C-acyltransferase activity. The transcript is spliced from 6 exons.
AUGCCAACACCGGUUGCGAAAGGAAUAAUUAUCACUGUUUCAGCCCUUGUUGCUGCGGGCAUUGCAGUUUAUGAAUCACCUCAGUUCCGAGAAUGGGUCAACACUUCGCGACGCAAGAUUGCCGUCGCAUUGCAUAAUCUCGGCGAUGAGAUCCACCCUCGAACCUCUGCCUCACCUACGAGGCAAGACAUAUCUAUGACUGAAGAGCUGGGCCCGGAAGCUGAAGAGCGUAGGCGGAUAGCAAGGGAAGAGCUCCAACGACGACGUUCCAUGCUCGAGGAACACCGGAAAAGAAGGGAAAGUGCUCCGGCAGGAUCGUUCGAUGCGCUUGUUGAUGACCAUGGCUGUUUACUUCGGACCGAGAGCCCAGAGCCUUCUCGAGGACUAGGUAGCUCUACCGCCGUAGAGAUGACAGCAUCACAGGCUACUCAGCGCGGUAAACAUAAUGCUUCUCCGACUCCUAUGGCCGAAACGCAGACUCCUGGUGCUGCUCUAACGAGGCAGAACUUGCAAGUGGCGAUACCAGCAGCUGUAGGUGCGGCUGCAGCUUCUGCGACGCUUAUUGACUACACACCUACUUCCGAGACAUCAGGUAUGGACUUCUCAACAUCCACACUGAAUCCUACCGAGGAGGUCGAGCGGCCCCUUUCACGGUCGUCGAGUCAUACUGAGGGUUAUUCUGAAAUACUUUUUGCUCAUCCGGGUCCUUCGACGAAUGAGACUGGUCGCGAUUUGAGAUCACCGUUUUCCGAUCUGUCGGACUUGGAUUCUACUGGCGCCGAACACCACGAACGACCGUCUACGCCGUCAACGGCUGGUAGCUUCAGUCAGAUUUAUGAGUCCGCUGCGGACGAAUGGUCAGAUGGCACGUUGAGUGACCAUGGACGGUCGACGCAGGGAGUCGCCACCCCAGCCAGCUGGUCGGAGGUGGGCAGCGUAGUCAGCAAUGAGGAUUUGCAAAAUCGCUUAUACAUAACAUACACCAUGGCUACGGAUCGCUUGAAUUCCAUUCUCAGCCACCUCAAGGGAGGAAACACUGGCCUUUCCGCCAUCACCCAGAAAAACCCAGACGAUGUAGUCAUUACACUUGCUCUGCGUACUCCUUUGACUAAGGCCGGCAAGGGUGGAUUCAAGGACACAGAGUUGGACCACAUCGUCUACUCCUUGUUGAAGGAAGUUGUAGACAAGUCCAAGAUCGACCCUGCUCUGGUUGAGGAUGUCUGCUUGGGUAAUGUCAAUGACGGCAAGGCCCCCUAUCUCCUCCGUGCGGCCUCCCUUGCGGCCGGCAUCCCCAACACAUCCGGCGCAUCGUCCGUCAACCGGUUCUGCUCCUCCGGCCUCAAGGCUGUUCAGGACAUUGCCAACCAGAUCACAUUGGGCCAGAUCGAUGUCGGUAUCGCCCUUGGUGCCGAGUUGAUGUCUGCUGGCGGUGAGCCAGUCCGUCCUUUCAGCGAGGAGGUCCUUAAGAACCAGGAGUCUGCCGACUGCUUGCAGCCCAUGGGCCAGACAUCCGAGAACGUCGGAUCGGACUUCAACAUCAGUCGUGAGGUUCAGGACAAGUAUGCCGCUGAGUCAUACCGCCGCGCGGAAGAGGCCCAGAAGGCUGGUUGGUUCGAUGAUGAGAUCGUCCCCAUCACCACCAAGGUGAAGGACCCCAAGACCGGCGAGGUCAAGCAGGUUACUCUGACCAAGGAUGAGGGUAUCCGGUAUGGAACGACGGCCGAGUCUCUCGGCAAGAUCCGACCGGCUUUCCCCAAGUUCGGCAACCGCAGCACUGGUGGCAACUCCAGCCAAGUGACUGACGGCGCUGCCGCGAUCCUCCUCAUGCGUCGCUCCAGGGCUAUCGAACUGAACCAGCCUAUCCUGGCUAAGUUCUGUGGUGCUACUGUUGCUGGCGUUCCCCCUCGCGUCAUGGGUAUCGGCCCUACCGCUGCUAUCCCCAAGUUGCUCUCCAAGUUCAACUUGAACAAGGAUGAUAUCGAUAUCUACGAGAUCAACGAGGCCUUCGCCUCCAUGGCUGUUUACUGUUUGCAGAACCUUGGCUUGGAUCAUGCCAAGGUCAAUCCCCGCGGCGGUGCCAUUGCACUCGGCCAUCCCCUGGGCGCCACGGGUGCCCGCCAGAUCUGCACAGUUCUUAGCGAGGCAAGACGGACUAAGAAGAAGGUGCUGGUCACGAGUAUGUGCAUUGGUACCGGACAGGGCAUGGCGGGAUUGUUCGUCAACGAACAGGUGUAA